Exserohilum turcica Et28A is the source of this 7039-nucleotide messenger RNA. RefSeq lists its product as uncharacterized. NCBI's taxonomy places the organism in Eukaryota, Fungi, Ascomycota, Dothideomycetes, Pleosporales, Pleosporaceae. Gene Ontology annotation, molecular function: protein binding. Bases 499 to 6939 code for a protein of 2146 amino acids. The record is from RefSeq and is a predicted model, not a curated record. The transcript has 3 exons.
CUAGAAAAACACAGGAAGAAGCGCUCCUCUCUAUCCUCUCUAUCAGCCGACGACACUCAGGAUACAGAUAGACGACGCCCAUCUAUCUCCUCUGUCGAGUCCAGCUCUGCCUCGUCUUCACAGCCUACCAGACAAUUCUCUCCUUCAAGUCCCCCAAUAGCAAAGGGACUACCGUCUGCCCCAGAAAUCAGCUACUCCACAUCAGCUGUACCUACACUCCAGUCUCGACUCUCGGAUCAGUCGCUGAAAAGGCCAGAACCAGUUUCGAGAACUACCUUGCCUGCUACACAGCCUCUAACAGUUGGUCCAGCCCUGUCUGUUGAGGUUAAUUCUGCACCAAACUCUGCUUCAGGCUCUCCACCCCCGAAGCAAUCCUCCCCCGUGCUGUCUUCAGCCAGCCCAACCAUUGCUUCACCUCGCCAGUUUUCGGUGAGGUCUAAUCUCAAGGCCCAGUCCUCCGUCUCUUUCAGCACACCACCAGUUUCUCGGCCUAGCAUCAUGCCUGUCCGAAUUUCUACGUCCGGAAGGAUGAACGGGACCAACGGGGCGAGCAUUCUCUCCCCGCCCGACUCUCCCGGAGCCCUUUACCGCUCCAAGGGACGACUGCCUUCUUUCGCCUCUUCUCGUGCGACUAGCGGGAACUACAGCACCAUCCGGUCUCCCAAGAAGCUUGCCAACGGUGCUGGCAACUACCAAAACCUCUUUGUCCAGGAGUCAGCCGCCGCGUUGGCUGACCGCAGCAAGAAAGCGCUGGGCGUGGCACAUGAGAACAUCCGCGAUGUUACCUAUGUCUCGUUUCUUGAAUGGAUCAGAUCAGAGCGUCUCACCACACUGCCUCACAAGGGCAGUCGGUGGGAUAGGGUCCUGAUCCGUGCUCUGUAUUUCGCAGAGCAGCUGCACAAGUUUGAGCAGGCCAUCCAGCCAUUCGCUCACAACAGUAGCUCGGCAGCCAUUGUCGGUUACGGCCACGCACAGCUGCUUCUUGAGCUGAGUCACCACAACUCUGAAGCCCUGGAUAAGGCAUUUUCAAUCUUCUACAAGUUUGCAAUGUCAUUCCACUCGGUCUUGCACCGCUCAGAGUUGCUGGCUGCGAGCCCAGAAAUCCGCGAGCAAAUCUGCCUCCUCUACGCAGAUCUCAUCAGCCUCGUCGUCGAUGUGGGCAUCCACUUCCAUUAUGCCGCUAAAGGAAUGUCAUCUGGCUCUACAAGUCUCGACAUCUUUGAGCAGUUUGGCGAUACCAUCGAGUCCUUCCGUACUCGCCAAAACACAGUGAUUGAAUUGAUUUGGCAAUCACAGAUCGAGAACGAAGUUUUCGAAGAAGGAGAGGCCAUUGACGUUCAGCAUCUGAGCCGAUGGCUCGCUUCUCAAGAUCGAGUGAUUGCUGCCAUCACAAGAGAUCACGAGACAUAUGUGGACAACCAAGCUGAAUUCACCUGCCUUUGGUUCAACAAGCAUCUGACAAAGUUCUUCCAAAGCGAAAACCGCAUCUUCUUGGUCACUGGCCAGUCUGGUGCCGGCAAGACCACACUUGCUGGGUCUAUCGUGGAGCGUUUGCAACGGCCCAUGAACCGCAAGCAGUAUGAUACCAUCUUCUGCUCCCUCUCACCCGACAUUCCCACUGCUGCAACUUCGUUGGCAGUGGUAAAAUCGCUGUUGUUCCAGCUGUUGAACCUGCGCAUCGGCAACAUGAACAUGUACUGGGCGCUCUUCCGCGCCUACAACCAGUGCCGAAACUACGAAGAUACCAAGGCCUACGAAGAGUGCCUUUGGCAGGCGCUCACAGAGGCGCUUCAGAAUCCUCUUCCUGGCACCAACGAGCUCGUUGUGGUCGUGGAUGGCCUGGACGAGAUUGCUGACUCGAAGAGCGCAUCUGUCCAAGCACUGGGUGGUUUCAGCUCGACCGGUUUGCUGGAGAAGCUGGCCAAGGUCACGAAGCAGGGUCGUGGCGUGAGACUGAUUACCAUGUCUUCUUCAGUCAAGCUGUCUUCUCCGUCUAUGGGAAUUCAACAUGAAAUCACGCGCGACGACGUUCGGGAUGACCUCCACGCUGUCGCCAUGCGGGCCCUUAUUCACAACCAUCACUUCCACAGUCAGCGUUCCUUUGACCAGGAGCAGGUGCUUGAUCGAAUCAUUACGGCAGCCAAUGGGUCAUUCCUACAGCUCAGCUUGAUCUGUGAGCUGCUGAAUGGACAAAAGUCUCCCGAUGCCAUCAACAAGACAUUGGAAGGUCUCGAAGCCUCGAAGCCAACCAUCUCAGACCUCAUUGUCAGCCUCAUCAAGCAGCUGAACCCCAGCAACGAUGCAAAGACUUUGCUGUCGUGGGUCUUGGCUGCUGAGCGCCCUCUCACAAUCGACGAGAUUCAGACUCUGUUCUCCAUCGAUAUCGAGCGCGGCACUGUUGCAGACAAGGGCGUCAACACCAAUACUAUUUUCAAAGCUUUGGAGCCGCUGUUCACUUUGCACCAGCGCAUCGUGCGAUUCAAGCACCCUGUCAUCCACUCCACUCUGCAUGAUCUCGCGGAAACGGGCAAGGUCUCCAUUCCCCUGCAGAACAGCGAGACAGAUCUCCUUCUCCGAGUCCUGGCUUACACAAAGUCUGUGCUCAAGGACCGCAGAAGCGAGCCGACUUUUGAGAUUUCUGACCCGUCCACGCCAGACAACCUGUUCAAGCAGCACCGCUUCCUCGAGUAUGCUGUGAGAUACUGGGUCCUGCAUCUGCAGCAGUCUCCUUUGGCGCCCAAACCAUCUGGCGAGUUCAAGCCGACGCCCGAGCUGAAGAAGGUCUUCCCUGAAACCACCAUGCUCUCGAUUCUCGAGUCGAGCUGCUGGAACCUCCAGUUGCCAAUUCCCCAGGUCCUCGAACUCCAGAGGGUUGUGUGCAAGGUCCGCGAAACACUGUUCACCAAGAACCACCCUGCUGUGCUUCAGACCUACCUUGCCAUUGCCACGAGCUAUAUGAUCGUGUCCAACAUCACGGAAGCUGCCAAGUAUCUCUACAUUUGCACCAUCAUCAGCAAAGAGACUCUGUCGCCCAUCCACCCACUGACCGUGGAAUGUGCUACUCAGUUCUUGAGCAUCACCGAGACGCUGACGUCUUCCUCGAGAACGGAGAUCAUGACGCACCGGGAGCAGAUCUUGAUGGUGCUCAUCACGUCCUACGAGACUCAGUAUGGUAGCUCCUCUGAGUUGGUCAUCAAGACGCGGCAGCUUCUUCGCCAGCUUUACGAAUCAAUCAGCGAGAAGGAGAACGCACUGAAAAUCACGCGUUUGAUUGAGCUUCACGGGUCUGUCCCCCAGGCUUCCGGCGGCCACUGGGAGCAUGGAGGUGUCCAUCUCAAACACGUUCCACGCUAUGAUGACAUCAACAUUCACGGUGCCAUUCUCGGCAGCGACGAAAUCGAAGAAGAAUAUGCCAUGGCCAUGACCAUCUCAUCGGUUGAAGCUCAGCUAAGCUUGAUCCAGCAGCAUCUGCACCGCAAGGAGUUCACCAAGGCCGAGAUGAUGUACGCCGAACUGUGGAUGGAGAUUUCGUCCAAGUGCCGCACCGUCAUGGCGCUGGAGUGGCACGAGAAGAACAUUGAGAUUGCCACCGCGUACUCUCAGUUUCUGAGAAAUCAGAAGCGAACCAGCGAGUCCACGGCUAUCCUGUGCUCCGUCUGGCAGCAGUAUGAAUCCCACCAGCUGUCGUUCUCCGAGAGCAUCGUCUCGCGCCUCACACACGUGGCCAAGGAGAUGAAGACGAUGAACGCGCAUGCGCAGGCUCUCUCCAUCUUCAAGUUUGCCAGCUCUUACUACCAGAACGUGAGCCGCGAGGACUUGUAUGCUUCGCAGGAGGUCACCCGGCAGCUUUCCGAGACGUCGAGCGAACUCGUGCAGCAAUCGCUGUCGAGCUCCAGUUCGGUCACGCAGACGACGACGACAAUCUCGGAAUCGGUAGUCCAGGACGUCUUCUUCACAGCCAUCUCGAGCUCCAAGACGCUCGAGUCUAGCACUGUUGCUGUCGCUAAGAAGCUCACGGCUCAGUACAUGGCGAAGAAGGAUUACACGGCCGCCAUCAACGUCAUCCACGCGACUCUGCAGCGUACAUGGUCCUCGUUCCUCGCGACAUCCAUCCACGACGUCACCAUGGCAACGUCUUUCACGCAAGAAUCCGUCGAGCUGGUCGAGCGCCUUGCAGAGUGCUACCUGCAAAUGCGGCAGCUGGACAAGGUGGACGAUGUGUACAACCGGUUUUUCCGCGCUGUGCUCGUGACGGAGAAGGUGGACAAGGCCGUGUUUGAGAAGGCCAAGAACCUCCUGAUCAGCUUCUACGACAAGCACGGCUACGCCGACAAGGCCAUUAGCAUCUUCCAGGAAAUCCUGGUUGUGUAUCGCGCGCGCAUGGGACAUACGCACGAACUGACGAUUCAGACGCUGUAUAUUCUCGCCCAGCGAUGCCGCGCACACCCACGCAACCACGGAUACUGGCUGGACUACUACCUGCAGAUUCUGGUGGCGCUGAACAAGGACUCUGAUCUGUGCCACAAGAACGCGCUGGAUGCGCUCCAGGUCGUGACGGUGACGUACUGGGAAGACCGGCGGUAUGCCGAGGCCGUGACCUUCUACCGCGUGCUGUGGAACACGUUUGUUCGACAGACCAAGGAGCACCAGGUCUUUUCCGACGUCAAGUUCGUCGAGACGCUGUACGAGCGCUACUACCAGUGUCUGGAGGAGACCAAGGCCAGCUGGUCGGAUCUGUACAAGGUGACCAAGGAGUACCGCGAGACGUCGACUACGGCGUUUGGCGCAGAGUCUUCCAUCGCGGUGAAUGCAACGCUCUCGCUUGCACAGGUUACGCAGAGCAGCGAGCAGCACAUCUCCGAAGCCAUUGCUCUCUACGAGGCUGUGUCCCAGUCCGGCAAGCAAGUAACCACUACCACCACCGUUACGGAAAUCAACAACACGCUCUCGUCUCUCUACCACAAGCAGAUGCACUCGUCGUCCUCCAGCACCAUGAAGACGGAGACCAUCUCGCGCGCCCUCAAGAUGAGCGAAUCCCACUUCCACGAGGCAACGCAUGCCUACGGAUACAGCCACGAGUCUUCGCUCACGAGCCUCAAGGAGCUCGCCACUCUGUACUCGCGCCAGCAAAAGACCGAUGUGGCCGUCAAGCAAAUCUCCAAGGCGGUUUCCGAGAUCGUAGCCAAGGAGACGUCGUCGCAGAAGCAAAUCGAGUCUGCCGCUGCAAUCGCGCAGACGUUCCAGGCCAUCGAGCAGACCAGCACGGCGCUCAGCAUGGCACAGGAACUGCACCGCCAGAUCUGUGCAAAAGACACCCGACACGCAGCCAAGUGGUCCUUUGACCUGACAAAGUCCGGCCGUACUUCCCUCGCGUUCCUGGCGUCGCUCAAAUACCACCUCCGCCGGGACCUGAGCAUCACGUUUUCUGAAAUCUACGCCGACCUCACCAUGGAAUACAUCUACUGGGUGCAGUUCCACCAGACGCUGCAGAACAACGAGAGCCUGACCAACAUCCUGCUUGCGGCGGCGCCACUGCGCUACUUCCUGCGGCGCAACGACAGCAAGGAGAUGAUUUCCGUGGUGGAAGACCAGGCCGUCGAUCUGUUUGUCAAGCGCGACGCGCAGGACCUCAAGGACUUUAGCAACGAGUCUCCGCGGCUUUUCAUCAUGGGCAUUCUGGACUACCUCGGCAGCGGGCGCAACAAGGACUUUGUGCGCUCCGUCAUUCUCUCGAGCAACCAGAGCGUCAGCCAGCUUACCAAGGCCAAGAAGUUCCGCGAGGCCUACGACAUUGCGACUCUGGGCUUCCUCUUCGCCAGCAAGCACCAUGGGUACAAUGGGCCGCGCGCCAUCGGCAUGGGCUUCAAGCUGGCGUCGCUGCUUGUGGGCCGCGACACAACCGAGAAGUGCGGCGACGCGGCGCUGCGCAAGAAGAUGCUGGAGCUGUCCAACCGCAUUGUCAAGAAGAUCCUGGACAUCUGCAAGAGCCUCAAGAUCAACUUUGCGCACAUCCAGCUGUACGAGCUGAGCCAGCUGUCGGCGCUGCUCGGCGAACAAGCAGACUACGAGACGCUGGAAUGGCUGCUCACGACGCUCUGGCAGACGCGCGACGCCCAGCGCUCCUGGCCCGCAGAAGUCCUACUCAACCUCGGUCGCCGCCUCAUCUGCGCCCGCUACCUCGCCGGGCACCCCGUCAAAGCCAUCCGCCUCGCCGAAGACAUCGCCUACAACAUGCGGCGCGCCCACGGGCCCCGCGCCCCCGUCACCAUCGAGACGUACGAGCUGCUCGCCCAGCUGUACACCUCUACGGGCCAGCACUACCAAGCGCAAGCCGCCAAGGGCGAGAAGACAGCCAGCAUUGCACAAGACUACUUCAAGAAAGCAGUGCUAGUCCACGAAGACAUUCUGCGUGUGCUCGUCAAUAAAUCCUCGUCCUCUCACACGCACGACGACGACGACGACGAUGACGACGACGAAAUGGACACCACAGCCGAACUCCUCGCCCGCGAAGGCAUAAACGUGAAAACGCAAGCCAACGCCCCGAGCCCCACGGCCAUCGACUCGGCGACACUGGACCGCGCCGCCACGGCGCUCAAGCACCUGCGCCUCCUCAAACUGGCGUACCAGCGCCACGGCGGCUGGCCAAAGCCCUACGCAGAAUACGACCGCCUCAACGCGCUUCUGUUCCGCGUCUUCGGCACAGACCCCACCUGGAGCGGCGUCGAGGGCACCGAGAAAUGGGAUGCGAAGCCGUUUGGCGCCGGCAAGGCCGAGGCCGCUGAAGGCGGCUUCAAGGGCGUUGACGACUGGACGUUUGGAAGCGACGACCUGGUUACCGGUCAGUUGCAGCAGGUCCUGAGUCCCCGGCGCGCCAUGAGUCCUGCGCCGCAUGGCAAUGGCAAUGGCAAUGGCAAUGGUGUGAGGAUCCAGUUGCGGUGAGUGUUGCGUGGGUGGGGUAGAGGGUAGAGGGUAGAGAGAAAGAGGGGAUGGAGAGAGGGAGUCGAGGCUGUGAUGCUGAUAUCUAAGCGGUGUAAGUAAU